Messenger RNA from Ictalurus furcatus (blue catfish), 3352 nucleotides. RefSeq names its product ganglioside induced differentiation associated protein 1 (gene gdap1). The coding region runs from base 5 to 1084 and encodes 359 amino acids. The record is from RefSeq and is a predicted model, not a curated record. Gene Ontology annotation, biological process: mitochondrial fusion; mitochondrial fission. Gene Ontology annotation, cellular component: mitochondrial outer membrane. The transcript is spliced from 6 exons. Lineage: Eukaryota; Metazoa; Chordata; Actinopteri; Siluriformes; Ictaluridae.
UAAAAUGGCGGCGCAGGACGAGAUGGAAUCUCUCCUCCUGGAAGAGACGGGUGCAGAGAUGCUGAAAGGUAGAGAGGCAAAAAUGGAGAGCACCAAAAAGAACGAGUCGAAACUGGUUCUCUAUCACUGGACCCAGUCAUUCUGUUCACAGAAGGUGAGGCUGGCCAUAGCUGAGAAGGGUUUGCAGUGUAAGGAGUAUGAUGUGAGCUUGCCUCUGAGUGAACACAAUGAGCCAUGGUUCAUGCGUCUGAACCCAGCCGGCGAAGUUCCUGUUCUGGUGCACGAUGAUCGUGUCAUCUGUGACCCAACUCAGAUCAUGGAUUACUUGGAGGAAACUUUCAAUGAUGAGAAUACUCCAAAGCUGAUUCCAGAGACAGGGAGUACAUAUUAUCACAGAGUUCAGCAUUACCGCGAGCUGCUGGACUCGCUGCCCAUGGACGCUUACACACAUGGCUGCAUUCUCCAUCCUGAGCUCACAGUGGACUCUCACAUCCCGGCCUACGCCAACACACGCAUCCGCGCACAGAUCGGGAGCACGGAAUCAGAGCUGAAGAAACUGGCUGAAGAAAACCCAGAGCUUAAAGAUGCUUAUAUCUCAAAACAGAGACGCCUAAAAACAAAGCUGUUCGAUCACGACAAUGUGAAAUAUCUGAAGAAGAUUCUGGAUGAACUGGAGAAAGUUAUGGAUCAGGUGGAGACCGAGCUGCAGAGGAGAGCAGAGGAGACUCCAGAGGAGGGAACUCAGCAGUCUUGGUUGUGCGGCGAGUUCUUCAGCAUGGCCGAUGUUUCGCUCGCCGUCACGCUCCAUCGGCUCAAGUUCCUCGGCCUCUCUCGUCGUUACUGGGGCAACGGCACACGGGUCAAUCUGGAGUCAUACUACGAGCGCGUCCUGGAGCGCCCUACGUUCCGCAGGGUCCUCGGACACGUCAACAACAUCCUCAUAUCAGCCGUGUUACCGACUGCUUUCAGAGUGGCCAGGAAGAGAGUGCCUACCUUCAUCGGCACCACGGUGUUAAUCGGAUUAUUCGGAGGUGCAACAUAUUUUGCUUUUCUUUAUUUUAAAAAGCGACUGUUUGUGCCCUGAAGUAGCCGUAAUCAUUAUUCAUGGCCCUCGUAAGUUUAUUUCAUUUGAUUUAUUUAGCCAAGCCAAUACAUAUAUACUGUAAUUUCUGGACUGUAGAGGAGAUGGGUCGAGGUGGCGUACGGCAAAAUGACGUGUAUGUCGCGUUAUCUUGAUUGUAAUACUGCAACCCCAAUUCCAAAAAAGUUGGGACGCUGUGUAAAACGUCAAUAAAAACAGAAUGCAGUGAUUUUGCGAAUCUCACAGACCCAUAUGCUAUUCACAACAGAACAUAGAAAACAUAUCAAAUGUUUAAACUGAGUCAACGUAUCAUUUUAAGGAAAAAAGAAGGUCAUUUUGAAUUUGACGGCUGUAGCACGUCUCAAAAAAGUUGGGACGGGGGCAAGAAAAGGCUGGAAAUGUAAGUGUUAGUAAAAAGAAACAGCUGGAGGAACCUUUUGUAACAUCUGGAAAGGCAGCAUCAAUACUGAAUAUUGAUGUAUAUAUACAGGUCUUGGAGCAACAUAUGCUUCCAUCUAGAUUCCAUCCCAUCUUUACUUCUGAAAGACUCCGCCUCUCUAAGAUACUCUUUUUAUACCCAAUCAUCUUACUGACCUGUUGCCAAUUAACCUCCGGCUGGUUCUUUUUAGUAACACUUACUUUCCCAGCCUUUUGUUGUCCCCGUCCCAACUUUGAGAUGUGUUGCGGCCAUCAUAACAUAUGGGUUCGUGAGACUUGCAAAUCGUUGCAUUCUGUUUUUAUUUGCAUUUUACACAGCAUCCCAACUUAUUUGGGAUUGCGGCUGUAAUUUGUCAAAGUCUUAAUCAUAAAUAUACUCAUUGAGUUACUCACCAUAGACAAAAUGUGACAGAAUCUAUCAAUUUAGUGUUUUUUUUUUUGUUUUGUUUUUUUUAAAUAAAUUUUCCCCCUAAUACAAUACAUUUUUCACUUUGUGAUGAUGUGUUGGUGAGCUGUUAUGGGUUAACAAUGCUAUUUAAAAAUGGUUCUCAAAGCUAACAAGCUCAAGAAGAUAACUCGUUACUUAGAAAUGUGUUGUAGCACUUGGGGGGGGAAAAACCUGGCUACUAAAUAAACUGUUAUAAAGUAUCAGAUAGCCCAGACUUAACUAAACAUGUUCAUAUAACUAGUCUAAUUUGAGUAUGCUGAUGUUUACAGAGAGCAUUGAUCGGCUAACUAAACAGCUAGCUAGCUAGCAAACUUGGCUAGUAAGCGUCAGCAGAUUCCUUGCGCUAGUACGAGGCUUUUACUUUCGUACCUAAGCGAGUGGUCAGACUCGAAGCUCGCAUAAAGAUCAAUCCUUAGUAGCAGCCUGGUCAGGGUCACAGUCUUUUAAAUGAAGCUACCAGUUUGUUUACAUUUUGGGAAAUAGACUCCACAAAAUUCGUUCAACUAAAAAUAACAGCGAAGACGGACAUCUCUCGAGUGAUACAGCUGAGGCUGAGCAUAACUAUCAAUAAAAAUAAAAUUCACACAUUCUCACGUUUGUGACGUUUUCAUCAAAGCAGCGCGAUCAUUUGCGUCUUACGCUCGAGAUUGUUUUAUGGUCCGGAAAAUACAGUGAUUGUGAAAAUAUAUGCACAUUAAGCACUUUUUUUUAAUCAUAAAUUAUGUGUAAAAUGUGAUAUACACCCUCUUUAUUCUGUCCUGAGUUCUCCACAGUGACUAAUGCACAGUACUCUAGUAAGCAUGUGCUGGUAAUCAGCUGUACCGUUAUAUUAUAAUAAAUAUGAUUUGUCAUCGUGCGCAUUUCAGAAUAUUGUCAGAAAAUGUGUAUUUUGUUAUUAGAUUUUUAUUCAGAAAGUGUGACAGAAAAUUAGGCGGUUAUCAUGGACUGGAAAGGUAAUCUCAGCAUAUUCCUGUUCAGUAUCGCGUGAAUGGGAAGUUGUGUUUAUCUCAUUUACUGUUUUGGUUUAUUUAGUGAAGCUACGCAUUUAAUCAGGCUUGUAUUCUGCACCAGGCAACAGUGAACAUCAGAGUCAGAUAAAACACUUGGCUUUUCUUUAACUGUGUCGUAUGGAAUUGUUUGGAAAAAACGUCUUGUACUGUAAUGAAAUGACUCAGUCUGGCAAUGCACUGUGUUUAUAUGCAGACAUUGUUAUUCAUAUAUACUACAUCGGAUAUUAAAAGUCCAGACAGUCCUGUUAAAAUGGUCGGUUUGUGUGAUGUUAAAAAUAAAACCUCGAGAUAAAAUCUUGUCAGAACUUUUCCUACUACCAUUCAUGUGAAACCAACAAAAUGAAGGUGAAAACGAAUGGAAAUGUUUUAAGGGGA